Sclerotinia trifoliorum is the source of this 1640-nucleotide messenger RNA. The record is from the annotation of a GenBank genome assembly. NCBI's taxonomy places the organism in Eukaryota, Fungi, Ascomycota, Leotiomycetes, Helotiales, Sclerotiniaceae.
CCAAAAGCUUUUUGUCAACUCAAAAUAACUACAAAUUCUCCUUGAGAUUGAAAUAUUUGUCAAAAUGAUCGUAAGUAUCCUAUAUUGAUGGCCAUAUCCUUUUUCCAUAUGAAUAUUUUGAUCUCCAUUGACUAACAUAGAUUUUAUCUAGCGCAAACAAGCCCGACAGCGACGUGAUUAUCUCUACAGAAGAGCUUUAACACUUCGAGAUGCUGAGAUCAGUGAAAAGCGCGCAAAGCUUCGAGCUUCUUUAGCAUCAGGCAAACCUUUAGAUCCAUCGAUCGCGAAUGAUAAAAAACUACGAGAAGAUUACAAAUAUGAUGAAUCACGGCCAGAUUUGACGGCAAAUGAGGAGCUUGAUUUGGAUGAUGAAUAUGCUCAACUUUCCGGAAUUGUUGAUCCUAGAAUACUUGUUACAACUUCAAGAGAUCCCUCAUCGAGGCUCUCUGCUUUUGCGAAAGAGAUUAGAUUGUUGAUACCAACGUCAAUUCGUCUGAAUCGUGGAAACCUCAUUCUACCAAAUCUAAUAACAUCUGCUCAAGCAUCUGGACUUUCUGAUAUCAUUCUUCUUCAUGAACAUCGUGGUACACCAACAGCCCUGACAUUAUCCCACUUCCCGCAUGGACCUACGAUAUCCUUCUCUCUACACAAUGUUGUUUUGCGCCAUGAUAUCCCAAACAGCUCGCGUGGAACGGUUAGUGAGUCUUAUCCUCAUCUAAUCUUCGAGGGCUUUACAUCAAGAUUAGGCCUUCGAAUCGUCAAAAUCUUAAAACAUAUUUUUCCACCAAGAGAAGCGAUCACGAACAAGACGAAAAUUGGAAACAGGGUCGUAACCUUCAAGAAUAUUGAAGAUAGUAUCGAGGUUCGACACCAUGUGUUCGUCAAAACAGGAUAUCAAAGUGUGGAACUCGCAGAAGUUGGACCUCGAAUGACGAUGAGAUGUUUUGAGAUUAGAGGAGGAACUUUGGAGAAUAAGGACGGUGAUGUUGAGUGGAGAAUGAACCAAUAUACGAGGACUUCGAAGAAAAAGGAUUAUCUGUAAGAGCUUGGGGGAUGGUUAUUUGCUUGUUUGUUUAGCGUGGAGUUGGGUGGAUUUAACUUACUGUUCGAGGUUUAAAAAAUCACAAGUCGAGGUCCUUCUCCAUCGACAUACCUACGAAACGCUCUGACGAGGAAGGAUACAUCGGCUGAAAGGAUAGGCAAUAGCCAUAUUGUCGCUGCCAUUCUGCAUACCUCAUCUACCGAUAUUGAUAGGAUCGAGACUGUACCAGGGAGGGGUUGAUGCAUCAUGGUUGGGCAUCAUUAUGAUCUCUUCGCCUCAGCUACCUUGCUUGUUAUGCAUCUUACUUUCUUUGUUCAGAAUUCCGUUUUGAGUAAUGGGAACAAAAGUGGUGUAAGUAAUUAGGAGCACAACCUCAAUCGCAUUGUGUGUUUGUUUGUCCCACAAGCUCUUUCAAUGCUAUGUUACAUUUAGUUUCUGAACAUGCUACUGUCUAAACUCACUUGUAAGAACUCACGCUAGGUGUCUUUCUGAUACAGAUCCGGAUCAGAUCGCCUUUUCAAUCUCUUGUUGAAUUGAACCAUGAAAUCUCUGGAAUCUCAAAUAUUUUCAUGAAUUCUAUGGUUUUCAGGCAUUAUCU